Molecule: messenger RNA, 2057 nt
Organism: Syngnathus typhle (broad-nosed pipefish)
Lineage: Eukaryota; Metazoa; Chordata; Actinopteri; Syngnathiformes; Syngnathidae
Product: gastrula zinc finger protein XlCGF8.2DB-like
Exons: 2
Coding region: 757-1854 (365 amino acids)
Biological process (GO): regulation of transcription by RNA polymerase II
Cellular component (GO): nucleus
Molecular function (GO): DNA-binding transcription factor activity, RNA polymerase II-specific; RNA polymerase II transcription regulatory region sequence-specific DNA binding
Source: RefSeq, a predicted model, not a curated record
GGCUAAAAGGAACAUACCAGCUCAGUGGCCUAGUGGUAGAGUGAGUGUCUGCCCUGAGACUGGAAGGCUGUGGCUUCAAACCCCAAAGACUCUAAAAAUGGGACCCAUUGCCUCACUGCUUGGCACUCAGCAUUAAGGCUUGGAAUUGGAUCACCGCUGCUGCUCACUGCUCCCCUCCCCCCCCCCCAGGGGAUGGAUCCAAAUCACAUGGGGAUGGCUUCAAUGCAGAGGACACGUCAUCACACCCACGUGUGUGUGUGUGUGUGUGUGUGUGUGUGUGUGUGUGUGAGACGAUCAGUGCGACUUUAACUAAAUAACUUUGUGCCCCUUCAAGCACUGCUCUUUCUUAGUCUUGUCACACUUGUGGACCCCAAAAGUGUUUGGUCGUGGUGUGGAAGGAAGCGGAAUCCUUGAUUUGAACACUCUUUUUGCUACUCAAAUUCAACACGGUAAGAAAUCAUGUGACUUUGAAUUAUGGCGGAAAUCCCGUCAGCGUCCGUGUUUUUGCUGACGUCACCUCACCACCGCGGGCGGGCGCGAGUUGAUGACGUCAAAAGAAGCCAAGGCGCAUGAGAGCCCCAAUCCCGACUCGCCUCGAAGCGACCGCAUUGUGCAAAUGUUGGGCUUCGACGGAAGCCGCUGAAGCGUCUCGCCCGGCCGAGCUUAGCUGCUUUAGCUUAGCUUAGCCUAGCCUAGCCAGGCUUGCUACCCUUGUGAUCGGCCACCGGGCGGCACUCCAGUGGAAGUCGUGUGAAAAUGUGCGCAACAAGGACAGCGGAGUGCAAGGAGGGCAUUUGUGGGGCCGAAGAUGACAAGGAGCGACAAGGGCUCGGCGCCGUUUGCGAGACGCCGCCGCCGCCGCCGCCGCAGCAGCAUCAGCAGCCGCAGCAGCAUCAGCAGCCGCCGCAGCAGCCGCAGCCAAGAGUUCACAGCGCAGGGCCUCUUCGUGUUAAAGAAGAAGAGCAGGAGGAGCACGUCACCAGGUGGCCAUCCGCCGGUGUCCCGCUCAAGAGUGAAGGCGAUGGAGACGAAGGUCCAGGCGGAGGGGCGGAGCCUCCCGGCGGCAGCCAGUCCAGUCGACGACGUGUGACAACGCAAGGUGACGGAGCAUCGUCCCCUGCGGAGGAGGGACUCUCUGCGCCGGUGUCAGGUAGCGAUGACGACGAAGAGGCGGCGGCGGCGGCGGCACGCUCUCCUCACGCUCGGGAGGACCAUGGCUGUGAAGAUGACGCGAGGUGCCGCGCUGACGCCAAACGCUGGCAAUGUUCCCAGUGUGGCAAAACCUACGCCUAUAAGGGCAGUUUGAAACAGCACGUGAGAACGCACACCGGAGUGAAACCUUUUGCAUGCUCACACUGUGGGAAGCGAUUCUCCGAGGCCAAAAUCUUAAAACUGCACACGAGAACGCACACCGGGGAGAAACCUUUUGCGUGCUCACUUUGCGGUCAAAGCUUUUCUCAGAGGGGAACUUUAAGCAGUCACGCGAGGAUACACACCGGAGAGAAACCUUUUGCAUGCGCCUUUUGCAGCAAAAGAUUUUCUCACAAGAGAAGCCUGGCGACACACGCCAGGACCCACACAGGAGAGAAACCCUUUGCCUGUUCGGUUUGCGGCAAAAGAUUUCCCGAGAAGGGAAACUUAAAACGACACACGGGGACGCACGCUAGAGAAAGAUCUUUAGCCUGCUCGGAUUGCGGUCAGAGGUUUGCGCAAAAGGAAGACUUGAAACGACACGCCGGGAUCCACGUUGUCAAGAAACGGUAUACGUGUACAGUUUGCGGCAACACUUUCUUUAAUAAGGGAAAUUUGACAACACACACCAGAAUACACGCUGGGGAGAGAGCUUUUGUCUGAUGUGGCUGGACAAUCAGUCAUUCGUUCGUUCCCGGGAUGGGAGGAGGAGGCCAUUGGACACGUCUGGACCCCUAGCUUUUAGUGGUGGCUGGACCCUCUUCAAAUCUCACACGACGAGCAACCAGCGCUCACGUGACGUGAUGCACCGGGAACGAAAAGGUUGUAGAGCUCAUCUUAAUAAAAUCCAACUCUUCAAACACUGA